Messenger RNA from Trypanosoma theileri, 450 nucleotides. RefSeq lists its product as uncharacterized. Bases 1 to 450 code for a protein of 149 amino acids. The transcript has a single exon. The record is from RefSeq and is a predicted model, not a curated record. Lineage: Eukaryota; Euglenozoa; Kinetoplastea; Trypanosomatida; Trypanosomatidae.
AUGCUGCGGCGCAGUCCAUUAAUCGCCGACAGCUUUAAAGAACAUUAUCACCGCGUGCAUCUCCCACGUCGGCUCGCACUGCAGCGGCACAUCCGCCAACAAACAAUUCGCCAACAGAAAGAAAAACAAACACAAACACAACAACAACAGGAAGUACCAUAUAAGUAUAACAGAUGGUGGGUGAAUGCCGAUCAUGAGUUUGUUCAUCAACAUGCCUUUGUAGAGGACCCAGAGGUGACGAAAGCCAAACGUGAAGUUCUUCCACCGGUAACGAAGGAAAAUAUAUGGAAAGAACCACAGCAAACAUUUUUUAUGCCUUUCGCACCUUAUAUUCGUGUAGUGGAUUACCCAAAAGAUCCUGAUGCGAAAUUUCUUAAACCAGUAAAUAUCCCUCGUUGGAAAGAUUAUAUGCAGCGUACGAAGCCUGUUAUUCCUCGAACGUGGUAUUAG